GAUAGAUUACAGAAGAUAUCGUCAAUUUAAAUACAAUUCACAAGGAUACUAAGCGUUUGCAAUUUGAUGUUACAUGUAAAAUAACUCAGAACUUUCAAGUACGUGCUUGAUAAUAUUAUAAGAUGAGGAAAUAAAUGAUGACACUUCUAUAAUCCAAAUAGAAACUCGCAAUUAACUGGAUAUACCUAAAUAUAAUCUGAUUUUCGGCCUUGUGUAUUUCUGUAUCAUGCUUUUCCUUUAAUAUAUUUAUCAUAUCCUUUGAUUUAAACAAGCGUAAUGCGUUAAAAACGGGAAAUAUUUUGACGACCGCAUACUAAAUGUUUGACAGAUUUGUUUUGAACAUACACAAGAUUUAUGGAAUCGACAAUUCUUAUUCUUGUGAUGAUUUUUUGGAAGCAUUCGGCCGGUGAAUUCUACGACCCUUAUCUAAAGAUACUUGACGACUGUAAUGAACGAUACAUUGCCACUACCCGUAACAAAGAAAAUCGUUAUUUGCCAAACAGUAACGAAGCUUGGACUGUUUUAGUCUCAGAAACGCAAUGUUCUUCUGGACUGUCUAUCCGUAUAAAUCAACUUUCUAUCUACACAACCAAUGAUAGUUGCACCGACUAUCUGAAGAUAGAAGAAAUCGGUUCAUCCCGUGUUUUGUUUCACAGCUGUGAUGGAAAACAGAAUUAUAUAGAAACAGCGGGAAACGGAGUCAGAAUAUCAUUUAUAUCAGACGAUAUGCACGAAGGAUCAGGAUUUCAACUAAGCGUUAAAAAAAACUGCAGUCGAAACAUACCUAUAUGCUCCUCAAAUUUAUCUUCGUUAAAACCUUUUAAUGAAAGAGAGUCAAAAUCGACAAAGGAAUCUCACGAACAUCUUUCAGCAGGUGUUUUGUCUACACAAUAUUUGACAUCUUUUAAUGAAAGAGAGUCAAAAUCGAGAAAGGAAUCUCAAGAACGUCUUUCACCAGGUGUUUUGUCUACACAAUAUUUGACAGCGACAGUUAUAUCAUCGAUACACCAAAGUACUGUUGAUGUACCUUUCAAAGAAAACACUUAUCUUACAGUUGUGAUUUUGACUACCUUUUUAGCUGGUAUUAUAUGCACAUCAGUUUUCGUUGCAAUAGUUAUAUUGAUAAGAAAUAACAGUUUUUGUUUCAGAAAUAAAAAAAAUAAAGCGGCAAACCCCUCCAUUCGAAUGCCUCGAACAUCUCUGUAUGCAGCAAUAGAAAAUUUAAACGAACGCAAAGGCUCCGAGACAAACAACUGUAUAACCCAAUUUGCAGAAACUGCAGUAAUAGAAGAAAGAUGCAUAUAUGCUGUUCCUGGAAAUAAAAAUGAUGUGACAAAUACUGGAAGAUUCCAAAUUUCAGAAUGUGAAGCUGAGAAAGUACAGGUUUCUUUGGCUGUGAAUGAAAAAUGUCUUGAUACAAACCAUUCCGGAUUCCUGCAACAAGAUGAUAACGAGGUCAACCCAUAUCGUGAUAACCCAAACUACGAUAUCUUAUAUAGACCCCGAUCACCUCUGUAUGAAAAGCAAUGUAAUAUUUAUAAUACACAUUUAUGAAGCUUCUUAAAACAAAACAUGUUCCAUCAUAUUAAUACAAAAAUUAAGUGAAGAAAAAUAUAAAGAAAUGUUAGGGUUGCACUUUAGAAGUAUUUACAAGUGUGUUUGAUGUAUGUUUAAAUGCAUUUUAAGUAUAAAAAUGCCUUCUUCUUGUUAGCUCACCUGAACCGAAGGUUCAAGUUAGCUUUUCUGAUCACCCGUUGUCCGUCGUCCGUCCGUCCGUCUGUCUGUCUGUCUGUCCGUCCGUCUGUAAACUUUUCACAUUUUCAACUUCUUCUCAAAAACCACUGGGCCAAAUUUAACCAAAUUUGGUACAAAGCAUCCUUAUGGAAAGGGGGUUAUAAAUUGUUAAAAUAAAGGGCACAGCCCUUUUCAAAAGGGAGAUAAUUGCGAAACAGUAAGUUUAGGGUGCAUGUCUUUAAAAAUCUUCUUCUCAAGAACCACGGCACCAGAAAUGCCAAUAUUUACACAAAAGCUUGUAUAUAUAGUGAAGAUUCUAAAUUGUAAAAAUCGUGACCCUCGGACCAAAACUGGGGCCCCAGGCGGGGUUCAAAGUUUAAUAUAGAAAUACAUAGGAAAAUGUUUAAAAAAUCUUCUUCUCAAGAACCACUGCACCAGAAAUGCCAAUAUUUACACAAAAGCUUUUAUAUAUAGUGAAGAUUCUAAAUUGUAAAAAUGGUGACCCUCGGACCAAAACUGGGGCCCCAGGCGGGGUUCAAAGUUUAACAUAGAACAACAUAUGGAAAAUGUUUAAAAAAUGUUCUUCUCAAGAAACACUGCACCAGAAAUGCCAAUAUUUACACAAAAACUUGUAUAUAUAGUGAAGAUUCUAAAUUGUAAAAAUCGUGACCCUCGGACCAAAACUGGGGCCCCAGGCGGGGUUCAAAGUUUAACAUAGAAAUACAUAGGAAAUUUUUUUUAAAAUCUUCUUCUCAAGAACCACUGCACCAGAAAUGCCAAUAUUUACACAAAAGCUUGUAUACAUAGUGAAAAUUCUAAA
Magallana angulata is the source of this 2554-nucleotide messenger RNA. RefSeq lists its product as uncharacterized. Bases 355 to 1554 code for a protein of 399 amino acids. The transcript has 7 exons. NCBI's taxonomy places the organism in Eukaryota, Metazoa, Mollusca, Bivalvia, Ostreida, Ostreidae. The record is from RefSeq and is a predicted model, not a curated record.